Messenger RNA from Aspergillus uvarum CBS 121591, 996 nucleotides. Its product is annotated as oxygenase MpaB family protein. Bases 1 to 996 code for a protein of 331 amino acids. Gene Ontology annotation, molecular function: oxidoreductase activity. The transcript has a single exon. NCBI's taxonomy places the organism in Eukaryota, Fungi, Ascomycota, Eurotiomycetes, Eurotiales, Aspergillaceae. The record is from RefSeq and is a predicted model, not a curated record.
AUGAACGAGAAAAGCAUUUCCGAGCACAUCUUCGCUGUUCCCUCAACAGCCAGCAGCAGCAGCAGCAGUGGCACCGCCAUCAGCACCACCUCCACCAACCUCCAUAAUCCCACAACCAUAACAGACAUCACCGACAUAACCACCCACCUGCACAACCUCUCCAACCUCGAGAUCCUUCCUCAGAUCCUCCGCGAGGGGAUCCUCUUCGCCGGUGCCGGCGCCGCCGUCCUCCUCCAAGCCGCCUACCCAGGCAUCAGAUCCGUCUUCCCAACCACUGAAAACGAACCCAGCAAUAGCCUCGCCCAGCUCCUCACCCAAACCCUCCAAAGCACCCUCCAGCAAAUUGCCAUCCUCGUCUUCGGCACGUCACACGAAAAAGCAAUCCUGCUCACCCAACUCCACCCUCCCACCACUACUACCACCACCUCAUCCCCGACCCUCAAAACCCCACCCCCAAAAACAACCCGCCCGCAAACCCUCCUCUGGCUAACCGCCACCCUCUACACAACAGCCAUAGACCUCUACCAACGCACCUACGGCCCCAUCGACUACCGCACUGCCGAACGCGCCUACACGGAGUUCACGCUGGUGCUGCAGGCCCUCACCCUAGGGGAGCUGUGGCCGGCAACCCGCCGGGAAUUCUGGGCCUACUGGGACGGGCAGAUGGCGCGGUUGGCGGUGACGGCGGAUGCGCACCGGGUGGCGCGGGCGGUCCUGCACCAGAGCACCCUCGUGGCAGACCUGUGUCCCCGGUGGAUGGCGGGGGUGAUGAAGCCGGUUUUCCGGGGGGUGACGAUCGAGUUACUCCCGCCGCGGCUGCGGGAGGCGUACGGGUUGAGGUCGUCGGCGCGGACGAGGGGGUGGUAUCGGGGGCUGAUGGCGGGGUUUGGGGGCGCGGUGUACCCUGCGUUGCCGGGGUGGGUGCGGGGGUAUCCUUUACGGGCUUGUUUGGGGGAGCGGAGGGGCGGGAGGGAGGGGGGAGGGGUUGUGGGGUGA